Molecule: messenger RNA, 965 nt
Organism: Mycena citricolor
Lineage: Eukaryota; Fungi; Basidiomycota; Agaricomycetes; Agaricales; Mycenaceae
Source: the annotation of a GenBank genome assembly
GCAUCUUCCCCAGCCCUCCCCUUCACAUCGCCCCCAUCGAUUAUAUGCAUCUCAGAACAGCUUUUGCAGCCCUUCUGGGCUUGAUUGUCUCCGGAGCAAAUGCGUAUGGACUGCAUAAUUCCCCAGUGGAUCUGAUUAAUGUGGCAUACAAUGCUUCAAUAUUCAUUCUUCCCGGCGCUCAGUCCCCAGCCACGGUUUACGUUGCCAAAAAUCGGGAAACCGACAGUUCUUCUCGCUGGCUUGAAUGGUACCUGGACAUGCCCAACCGCUUCUACACUCACCGUGAAAGCAACCUGGUGCUCACCGUCGACCGCAAAACGAACCGCGUGGUGGGGACGGAUUCUGGAACGACAUUCGCACAGGAAGAUGCUGACAAUAACGACGUCCAAGUGAUCAAGCUCCCCUACGCGGACGCAGUAUGGGAUAUCAUUCACGAUGAUAAGGACGCCCACCCGGAGUAUGGAAUUCUGGUACUUCGUCCAGCGGAUGGAACUGAGACGCAACGGUGGAUAGAUCCGGUUGAUUUCGGACCGGUUGGAGAACAAGGUCGUUGAUGGUUUGAAAGUAACGGGGUUGAAGCGGAUUUCAAUUGGUUGAGCGGUCUCGAUCGCUGGGAGCAACUGUUUUUUGUUUACUGCGAUUAUUCAGCGAUGAAUAUUAGUGGGACGAUCCAGUGAAAUGGAGUAUUCAUUUCAAUCAUGCUGCCUCAGACGUCGAUACUAUUUUGAAAAUGUGUGGGAGGACGCAAAAAUCGGAUAGCUUCUGUAUCUCGGUCGCGAUGAACCAAGCAUUUUCAAUCCUACACACAUUGUAGAGACUCAACAGUACAACAGUGAGAAGGGAACAGGUUAUACGAGGGACACCGGGAAAUGUAGUACAGCAGAGGCUUGGAACGCAAAAACAUUUGCAUUAAGGGGGAAUCGAACCCCCGGCGGGUCGAAACUCGCUUACAAGUGGCAACGACC